CUCUAACCGACUGCAACUCUCCCCCAAACACACAUUCUGAACGGAGCCUGAGGGUUUAACCGCUGAAUCAGUCACGUGGUGCAGCCAGGAAGUCAUAGUGUUCAGCCCCGCCCCUGAGUGAAGCAAUCCUGCAUACCUCAGAGUUUCUGUUCAGGGGAAGUGAAACUGUCUGACAGUUGCUACGAAGAGGACGAUGGCGCAGCAGGAAAACCAGCUCGACCCAGUUAAAUUCUCUUGUUCCAUCUGUUUGGAUCUUUUAAAGGAUCCGGUGACUAUUCCCUGUGGACACAGUUACUGUCUGAAGUGUAUUAAGGACUUCUGGGAUGAAGGAGAGAAGAAACUCCCCAGCUGUCCUCAGUGUCGACGCACGUUUAUUCCGAGGCCUGAGCUGCUGAAAAACACCAUGUUAGCUGAUUUAAUGGAGGAACUGAAGAAGACUGGACUCCAAGCUGCUCCUGCUGAUCACUGCUACGCUGGACCUGAAGACGUGGCCUGUGAUGUCUGCUCUGGGAGAAAACUGAAAGCUGUCAAGUCCUGUUUGGUCUGUCUGGCCUCUUACUGCCAGAAACACCUCCAACCUCACCGUGAUGCAGCUCCACUAAAGAAACACCAGCUGGUGGAUCCCUCCAAGAACCUGCAGGACAACAUCUGCCCCCGUCACGGUGAGGUGAUGAAGAUGUUCUGUCGUACUGAUCAGAAGUGUAUCUGUUAUCUCUGCUCUGUGGAUGAACAUAAAGGCCACGACACAGUCUCAGUUGUAGCAGAAAGGACUGAGAGGCAGAGAGAGAUGGAGCUGAGUCGAGAACAAAUCCAGCAGCAGAUCCAGGACAGAGAGAAAGAUGUGAAGCUGCUUCAGCAGGAGGUGGAGGCCAUCGAUCAGUCUGCUGAUAAAACAGUGGAGGACAGUGAGGAGAUGUUCACUGAGCUGAUCUCUCUCCUCCAGAAGAGAAGCUCUGAGGUGAAGCAGCAGAUCAGAUCCCAGCAGGAAACUGAAGUGAGGAGAGUCAGAGAGCUGGAGGAGAAGCUGCAGCAGGAGAUCAGUGACCUGAAGAGGAGAGACGCUGAGAUGAAGCAGCUCAGAGACACCGAGGACCACAACCAGUUCCUCCACAACUGGCCCACCCCGCCACCACUCAGUCAGUCCACACACUCCUCCGGCAUCAACAUCCGUCCUCUCAGGUACUUUCAGGACGUGGCAGCAGCCGUGUCAGAGGUCAGAGGUCGACUACGGGACAUCCUGAGAGACACGUGGACAAACGUCUCACUGGCCGUCGCUGACGUGGAUGUUUUACUGUCAGAACCAGAACCAGAACCAGGACCAGAACCAGGACCAGAACCAGAACCAGAACCAGAACCAGAACCAGAACCAGAACCAGAACCAACGAGCAGAGCUGGAUUCUUGAAAUAUUCAUGUGAAAUCACUCUGGAUCCAAACACAGUAAACACAUCUCUGUUACUGUCAGAGCAGAACAGAAAGGUGACUCGGAUGGACCAACGUCAGUCUUAUUCUGAUCAUCCAGACAGAUUCAGUGAUUGUCUUCAGGUUCUGAGUAGAGAGAGUCUGACUGGACGUCAUUACUGGGAGGUGGAGACAGCAGGUGGAGUUUAUGUAGCAGUUUCAUACAAGAAUAUCAGCAGAUCAGGGUGGGAAAGUGCAUUUGGAUGGAAUGAUAAAUCUUGGUCACUAUGGUGUUACUCAGGCAGUUAUGUGUUCUGGUACAACAGCAUCCAAACCUCCGUCUCAGGUCCUGCUUCCUCCAGAAUAGGAGUUUACGUGGAUCACGGAGCAGGAGUUCUGUCCUUCUACAGCGUCUCUGGAACCACGACCCUCCUCGUCCACAGAGUCCAGACCUCCUUCACUCGGCCGCUGCACGCUGGAGUCGGGAUUUACUCUCUUACAGGAUCAGCUGAGUUCUGUAAACUCAAAUAAGAUCAACGAGUUUCCUCUUCAGGUUUUUAUUGAUUUACUUUUCUUCUUUUCUUCUUUCUCUGACGGAUGGAGGGACGUUUUUGUUCUAUAAGUUGAUGUUUUCUUGUUAUUUCCUCUUUUGGAGGUGGAAGUUUUUCUUUUGUAGUUUCACCUGGGAAUUAUUAAUAAUAUUAAUAUAAAAACAUAGAAAUAAGCCUGUGUUGUAAUUGUUAACUGUUAGUUUUUAGAUUUGAUUUGUGUUUUUUAUGUUGUAUUUCUCUUUUCUUCCACUUCUUUAAUAUUAUUUGUUCUUUUAUAUUGGACCAAUCACCACCUCAAAUUCCUUGUGUGUCUUAAACUACUUGGAAAUAAACGUCUUUCUGAUUGUGAUAGCGAUAGCGAUUGCGAUUGCGAUUGCGAUAGCGAUAGCGAUAGCGAUAGCGAUAGCGAUAGCGAUAGCGAUUGCGAUAGCGAUAGCGAUAGCGAUAGCGAUUGCAAUAGCGAUAGCGAUAGUGAUUGCGAUAGUGAUUGCGAUUGUGAUGGUGAUUGUGAUGGUGAUUGUGAUUGUGAUAGUGAUAGUGAUUGUGAUUGUGAUUGUGAUAGUGAUAGUGAUAGUGAUAGUGAUUGUGAUUCUGAUUGUGAUGGUGAUUGUGAUUGUGAUUGUGAUUAGUGAUUGUGAUAUCGAUAGUGAUUGCGAUAGUGAUUGCGAUUGUGAUUGCGAUUGUGAUGGUGAUUGUGAUGGUGAUUGUGAUUGUGAUAGUGAUAGUGAUUGUGAUUGUGAUUGUGAUAGUGAUAGUGAUAGUGAUAGUGAUUGUGAUUCUGAUUGUGAUGGUGAUUGUGAUUGUGAUUGUGAUUAGUGAUUGUGAUAUCGAUAGUGAUAGUGAUUGUGAUUCUGAUUGUGAUUGUGAUUGUGAUUGUGAUGAACUCCACCAGACCUUCUUCAUCUCUGAUAUCACGUCUGCAUUCAGACUCGUUUCCUCCUUCAUUAGCAUUAACCAAAGGUUCUCGUUUUCUAAAGAUAAACAUAUUUUCCAGCCAUGAGAACAAAGUACCGUAUUUUCUGGACUAUAAGCCGCUACUUUUUUCAUAGGUUUUGAACCAUGCGGCUUAUACAAAGGUGCAGCUAUUCUGUGGAUUUUUCUUCCACCGCUAGAGGGAGUGCUCACCGGAAUUAGAAUCAAAACUAAGACAAAAUAAAUGCAAAAAACAAUACGCUACUUCUUCUUUAGCAGAUAGAAGUAGAAGCAGAUUUCAAACAGAUAAAUAGAUAAAUAAAUAGCGGUUAUUUUCUCUUGGUUCUGUCCCGUUUUAAUUAGCAAAGUUGCUGCCGUGUUAAAAGACACUGUUAGAGAAGGAUCUAUUUAGGUACAAACAUGUACAUCAUUUACAGUUCAAAAUCGUUCUGUACAUGUAGUAAAUAUCUAAUCUAACAACAUAAAUAUCUGCGGCUUGCAUAUCUUUUUUUUCAAAUAGAGUGGAUGCUGCUUAUAUACAGGUGCGGCUUAUAGUCCAGAAAAUACGGUAAAUGAUUCCAGAGAUGUUAGUGACAGCAGCAACGCAGCAAACGGUUCAGUGAAGCCUCUAGUUGGUGUGAGAGUGUCGGGGCCGGUAGUCGUCGCUGCAGCUGCAAGACCAGACUAGAUCUGCACAUCACAUGUUGCUGAUGUCCAAAUCUGUUGACCAUGUUUCAUGUUUAACAAUCUGAAUAUUUAGUAAGAAAUAAAAC
Messenger RNA from Cololabis saira (Pacific saury), 3635 nucleotides. RefSeq names its product tripartite motif-containing protein 16-like. Gene Ontology annotation, molecular function: protein binding; zinc ion binding. NCBI's taxonomy places the organism in Eukaryota, Metazoa, Chordata, Actinopteri, Beloniformes, Belonidae. Bases 194 to 1930 code for a protein of 578 amino acids. The record is from RefSeq and is a predicted model, not a curated record. The transcript has 2 exons.